Anguilla anguilla (European eel) is the source of this 4884-nucleotide messenger RNA. It is a transcript of the gene ddx61, whose product is annotated as DEAD (Asp-Glu-Ala-Asp) box helicase 61. Bases 1067 to 2557 code for a protein of 496 amino acids. The record is from RefSeq and is a predicted model, not a curated record. Gene Ontology annotation, biological process: P-body assembly; cytoplasmic stress granule assembly. Gene Ontology annotation, cellular component: cytoplasmic stress granule; P-body. The transcript has 14 exons. Gene Ontology annotation, molecular function: mRNA binding; RNA helicase activity; ATP binding. Lineage: Eukaryota; Metazoa; Chordata; Actinopteri; Anguilliformes; Anguillidae.
AACGAAUGGGGGAGAGAGCAGCCAUAUUGAAUUGCCAAUUUCUACAGAGAAGAGACAAUAGAGUACCGAGUUGAGCGAAGUGGAUAUCUUGAAAAACGAAACGCAUAAGAAAGGAAGAAUUUAAGAUUAAUUUCAACUGUACAAUUGAAGAAAAAAAAGCCCUCGUAAGGACAGACACGGGUGAUAGAUCUGAAGUUGCUGGCUUAUUUCAUUGAGGAGUCGGUAAGGUGCGACUUCAUCCAUCAUACACAGGACAGAGCGAUAACCUUAAGGGUGCAGGAACUGGAAGAAUACCUGACUCAACCCCUCCAAACCAUUCUACUUUUGGAUUUAAAAUUCCUCUGAAUUUGUGCUGUUUGCAUUUUUGCAGAGGGAACUUUUUUGUGAAGCAAGUGACUUGCCAAGAUUAAAUAAACUGGAAACUCGAGGAUUAAAGUAAUUAAUUUACCGACAGUUAAGAACAGAGUGUAUAUAAAAACAAAAAAUAGAGAAGUAAUUGCAGUGAUUUACAAACGGCGAAGAACACUGCAUUUUUGAACAAAAGCGCGAAGGAUGCAUUUAAGCUGAACUCAAGAUUUAAAAAACAAACGGAAAAUAAAAACAUUUGCAGUGACGUUUUUCAGUUCAGAUUGCCUUUGCAGUUCCGAAACAGGAUUCUUUUCCCACUAUACACGUUCACGUAUAAUUUUCUAUACUGUGUACGUGCAUAUCUUCUAUUUAUUCAUAGAAAUGCUAAUUUCUCUUCGUAUGGAAGAGUUUUUGUGUACAUAAACCCGUUUCACGCGUCAGGCGCUCUUUUAUUUUGAGGUCCGCACUGUACGUACACUUGUGUGUAUAUAAAAGCUAUUAAAAAAAAAAAAAAUUAAAAAAAUUAAAUCUCCAAACAAAAGGACAAUUUUAGUUCCCAGCUUUUUUUUUUUUUUUUUUUCUGCUUUUGGGAACUGUUUACACCUGGGGGCAUUAAGAUUAAAGAAACCUGCGACAAAAGUAUUUGGAGGGGGUAAAGUCAAAGUUAAGCUUCAAACUGUCACCAACUCAGAGGGUCCAGAGAAAUCUUUAGAUAGCAAUGGCCACAGCAAGAACGGAGAACCCUGCCUCCAUGGUCAUGGGAAUGAGCAAGCCGAACGGGCAGCUCAGAGGACAGCCGAAGCCAACAUCUCUUCCAUCAGGACCCACCGCCCUGGGCUCUCAGGCAGGAAAGGCCCCCAGCACCCCCCAGAAAGGAGGCAGCGCCCUCCAGAACAGCGGUGGCAUCAGGUUUGGUGAUGACUGGAAGAAGUGCCUGCAGCUCCCACCCAAAGACACGCGAGUCAGAACCUCAGACGUGACGGCGACCAAGGGCAACGAGUUUGAGGACUACUGCCUGAAGAGGGAGCUGCUGAUGGGCAUCUUUGAGAUGGGCUGGGAGAAGCCCUCCCCCAUUCAGGAGGAGAGCAUUCCCAUCGCUCUGUCCGGCAGGGACAUUUUAGCCCGUGCCAAGAACGGCACGGGCAAGAGUGGCGCCUACCUCAUCCCCCUGCUGGAGCGGAUAGAUCUGAAGAAGGACUUUAUACAGGCCAUGGUGAUGGUCCCCACCCGAGAGCUGGCCCUGCAGGUCAGCCAGAUCAGUAUCCAGGUGGCCAAGCACCUGGGCGGGGUUAAAGUCAUGGCGACCACGGGGGGCACCAACCUGAGGGACGACAUCAUGAGGCUGGACGAAACGGUGCAUGUGGUGAUCGCCACGCCAGGCAGGAUCCUGGACCUAAUCAAGAAGGGCGUGGCCAAAGUGGACCGGCUGCAGAUGAUGGUGAUGGAUGAGGCGGACAAGCUCCUGUCCCAGGACUUUGUGGUCCUGAUCGAGGACAUCAUCAGCUUCCUGCCCAAGAACCGGCAGAUCCUGCUGUACUCGGCCACCUUCCCCAUCAGCGUGCAGAAGUUCAUGGCCAAGCACCUUCAGAAGCCCUAUGAGAUUAACCUGAUGGAUGAGCUCACGCUGAAGGGCAUCACCCAGUACUACGCCUACGUCACUGAGAGACAGAAAGUGCACUGCCUCAACACGCUUUUCUCCAGGUUGCAAAUAAACCAGUCCAUCAUCUUCUGUAACUCCACUCAAAGAGUGGAGCUCCUGGCCAAGAAAAUCACACAGCUGGGCUACUCCUGCUUUUACAUCCAUGCCAAAAUGAUGCAGGAGUACAGGAACCGUGUUUUCCACGACUUCAGAAACGGACUGUGCAGGAACCUGGUCUGCACAGAUCUUUUCACCAGAGGAAUUGACAUCCAGGCUGUGAAUGUCGUCAUCAACUUCGACUUCCCCAAAAACGCAGAGACGUACCUCCACCGCAUCGGGAGGUCAGGGAGAUUCGGCCACCUGGGUCUGGCCAUCAACCUGAUCACGUCGGAGGACCGCUUCAACCUGAAGGCCAUCGAGGACCAGCUGGUGACGGACAUCAAGCCCAUCCCGGGCAGCAUCGACAAGAGCCUGUACGUGGCCGAGUUCCACUCCGGCAGCCCCGAGUGUGAGGGGCAGGAGGGCGACCGGGAGACCACCCACCCCCUGGGGGAGCUGCACCAAGCCUGAGCGGAGACGAGGACACCUGGCACUUGCACACACAUCUGCUUCGGCACAGACAUCAUCCCUCCUUUUUGGUUUUCUUUUUCAUACUUCAGUCCCACUCAAGCUACUUCCCCGUCCAGUCUGCCGCUGGUCACUCUCUCUUUAGUCGGGUAAAGCUGCCAGAAGACUUUCGGUGCAUGAGACCAGCCCAGCUGUUUUACUGCCAACCCCCAGUGAAUGAAUCUCCAUUCAGGGGCUACUCAAACCCCCAAACAAUGAGCAUAAAACACGUUGAGGUCAGUCCAUCUGUGAAAGGGAGAGGGGGGGAGGGGGGACAAAAAGCGGAAACGCAUCAAUUCUUCUUGGCUGGUACUUCCUGUUUGCGUGUCAGUGGGUCAGGGUUAGAGCUGGCUGAUUAUUGCAGUGCAUUCCCAACAGUGUGUUUGGCAUACGGCCCUCUGUGUUCUGUAUUGAGUCUCUGCAGAAAGUAGUGGUGACCCAGUCGUUCUGUAUCUGAAGUGAAACAGAGAAAAAUAAAUGUGCGUGAAGUAAAAAAAAAAAAAAAACGAAAUUAGACAAGGGGUCACUUGGUUGUAAUGGUAAUGCAGGUGACUGGACCAGAGGCCGUGUGUGUUAAGGGAAAGAAAUGCAGAAUAUCUGUUAUGAACUGCAUUGCUGUUUAUACUUGCUGAACAGUCUGCGCUCUUGCUGAAAAGCUACAGUUUCAGGGUUUCAUUUUAAAUUGAUUGCACUCAGUUUAUUAAAAAAAAAAGAAAGAAAACCGUUUAAAGAAAGAGCGCACGCACACAGGGGUAAGCCGCCGUGGGAAUGUCCCGCAGGCUGAUACCCAAACCCCGCCCGGCAGCUAGUCAGACCAGCCGCUCCGCUUCCCGCCGCUCGCCAGUGCUACAACUCGCCACGCGCGCACACGACCACACUCAAGUGCCUUAAUCCCGCAGCACACUCCCACGGCAGGAGGGGCCCGGUCUCCUGCAGCCAGCACCGUCACUCUGCGCCCUGAGGCUUCGCACAGCUCGCUCCCGGUCAGCUGGCUCUGUCACACCUGGGUGCAGUGGGCACUUUUAAGUUCUCGCCAGUCAGUGAUUGUAAUUCGGGGUCACCAGUCUUUACCCGAGAGGGGCCGGUUUGGGGUGCAGGCUCGUGUUCCUGCCCAGCUUUUAUAAACUCAUCGUGGAGGUCUUGAUUGAGGACCGUGGUUAGUCCAGUCGGGUGCUUUAGCACGGGGUCAGUACAAAUGAAUGGACCAUAAACAACCCUUAUUGGGUAAGGGACCCCUGAAUUAAGACAUGGGUUAAAGAAAGAUAAUAAAAAGGGCACAAGAUCCGGGUUUUGCCUGUGCAUGCCAUUGGUAUAAGGGCAGUGCUGGUUCGCUGUUGUUGACUGUGAGCACUGAGCUCAGCCAGUUUGUCUUGGAGCUGUCAGGCUGCAUAAAACCCAUUUGAUAUUCAGUGUACAUUCCCAGACCUGGAGGAAAACUGGACAACAUGGCUUUUACUGUUCAAUAUGAGGUUGUGCCCCCUGCAGGCCAAGGCCAUGUUCAGUUUUGAGAUGAGGAAGCUUGAGACUUGAUGUAUCUUAGACUGAAGUGAGAGCAGCUAUACUUAAUUAUCUUUGGUUGACAGGGCUUAAUUACACUGGAUCAUAUUCAGGGAAGCGGGCUUACUCAUCCACGAGACGCCUCGAUAUGGUACAGACGCUGUGAUUUAUAUUAAUAGGAUGCGAUUGACAGUGAUAAAUGAUGUUGGGUAAACACGCUUCCCUGAGUGCCCUCUGCUGGAAUAACUGAAGCUUUACGCUGCCAAUUAAAUGGAUACUGAAGCCAGGCUGACUGGGCAUAGAAAGGGGAUACCUGCUCAAUAAACACUGUGAAACAUAGGAAAAGGUUACAUUUCUAAUGGCAACACCCGAACACACACUCUCUGUACAGUACCACAAGUAAGAGUAAUAUGCAUUCACGGAGAUGGCGCGCACCAGCUGUGUAGUCAAUGAAAACUUUGGACGGCUGUUAUAAUGUGAAAUUUCUGAUUGAAACUGGGGUUUGGUGUCACCACAAUGGCAGUUUCUCAUUUUGGACCAGUAACGUAGGUUGAUUAUUUUUAACCCUUUUCCUGCCACAAGCUCAAUGUAGGAGCAGAGUUGGACUGAAGACUCAUUUCCUUGUUCCUUUUAGUUCCUCCCACCUUUUUUUUUUUUUUCCUUGUGCAAGUAGAUGCUGCUUGUUCACCUGGGGAGUUUAACGGGUGAAUGGCAACAGCUUUUUUUUUCCUCCAAGUGUCUGAGCCAGUGCCUCCGUUACCAGAGAAAAUAAAAAGUCCAGCUCAUUCUCCAAA